CCCCUUUUUCCUCCCGGACACGCUGACUACCUGGGAGCAGAACUAUGGCGGAUGGUCCAGUAGCUGAAGUGCUUCUGAGGAGGCUGGAGGCGGCCGAUGGCGGCCUGGACAGCGCGGAGCUGGCGGCCGAGUUGGGCGUGGAGCACCAGGCUGUGGUGGGCGCCGUGAAGAGUCUGCAGGCGCUGGGCGAAAUCAUUGAGGCUGAGCUACGCUCUACCAAGCGCUGGGAACUGACGGUUGAGGGCCAGGAGAUUGCCCAGGAGGGCAGUCAUGAGGCCCGGGUGUUUCAUUGUGUUCCCCCAGAGGGCCUGACCCAGAAUGCACUCAUGCAACUGCCCAGUGGCAAAGUGGGCUUCAGCAAGGCCAUGUCCAACAAGUGGAUCCGAGUGGACAAGAGUGCACCUGAUGGUCCCCGGGUUUUCCGAGUGGUAGACAGCGUGGAAGAUGAGGUACAGCGGCGGCUCCAGCUGGUCCAAGGUGGGCAGGCAGAGAAACUGGGUGAGAAGGAGAAGAAUGAGCUGAGGAAGAGGAAACUACUCAUGGAAGUGACCCUGAAGACCUACUGGGUGAGUAAAGGCAGUGCCUUCAGCACCACCAUUUCCAAGCAGGAGACAGAACUGAGCCCAGAGAUGAUCUCCAGUGGCUCCUGGAGGGAUCGGCCCUUCAAGCCCUACAACUUCUUGGCCCAUGGUGUCCUCCCAGACAGUGGCCAUCUACACCCUCUGCUCAAGGUCCGCACACAGUUCCGGCAGAUCUUCCUGGAAAUGGGGUUCACUGAGAUGCCCACUGACAACUUCAUCGAGAGCUCCUUCUGGAACUUUGAUGCUCUCUUUCAACCUCAGCAGCACCCAGCACGAGACCAGCAUGAUACCUUCUUCUUGCAAGAUCCAGCCGAGGCCCCACAGCUCCCAAUGGACUAUGUCAGUCGGGUCAAGCGGACUCAUUCUCAAGGUGGUUACGGCUCACAGGGGUACAAAUACAACUGGAAGCUGGAUGAAGCCCGGAAAAAUUUGCUACGCACACACACCACGUCAGCUAGUGCCCGAGCUCUCUACCGCCUUGCCCAGAAGAAGCCCUUCAUGCCAGUCAAGUACUUCUCCAUUGAUCGUGUGUUCCGGAACGAAACCCUGGACUCAACACACUUGGCUGAGUUCCAUCAAAUUGAGGGUGUUGUGGCUGAUCACGGCCUUACCCUGGGCCACCUCAUGGGUGUUCUCCGGGAGUUCUUCACCAAGCUGGGUAUCACCCAGCUUCGCUUCAAGCCAGCCUACAAUCCCUAUACAGAACCUAGCAUGGAGGUGUUCAGCUACCAUCAAGGCCUAAAGAAGUGGGUGGAGGUCGGGAACUCUGGUCUCUUCCGCCCUGAGAUGUUGCUACCGAUGGGGCUCCCUGAGAAUGUGUCAGUCAUUGCCUGGGGCCUCUCUUUGGAGCGCCCAACAAUGAUUAAAUAUGGUAUCAACAACAUCCGGGAGCUGGUGGGCCACAAGGUGAAUCUGCAGAUGGUGUACGAUAGUCCCCUGUGCCGCCUGGAUGCUGGAUCAGAGCCUCCAAGGACACAGGAGGCCGCAUAACAUGGGCUGCCAUGGAUAGACCUCCCUCCCCGAGUCCCUGCUGUCCAGCCUGUGAGGUCCCUUGCCAGUGACCCUUUGUUUAUGAGACUUCUUGAGGUCAUACCCUCUGCCCCUGAUAGCUCCUCUUCCUGAAGUGUCCCCAGGAACUGGGAAUUGGGUAGUGGUUUUGUUCUGUUUCCUACCUGUGAGGAUAAACACUGAGGAGCCCUGCAGGGCAGCUACCAGCUAAUAAAGUUGGUCACCUUCAUCUGGUGCCUUUAGGGGUGGAGGGCUCUGGUCAGCUCUCCCAAGCCCAUCAUGCACUUGAUGGGGAUAAUCAAAUGCUGGGGCCUUUGGUAUGAGGGAUGGUAGGUUGGGGGAUAUUGAAUCUUCAGGCCAGCCUGAAUUAGAAGUCCAAGGAAAGGCAGUCUCUGUCAGGCUUUUACUGAUCACCAGUUGGUGUCAGGCUCUCUUCUAGAAAAUGGACCUGCAAUACCUGUGAAAGUGAUAUAUGGGGGUGGGGGGGGAGUAGACAGUUUUAGAACCCCAGGUACCAAAAUUCCCUCUAAUUGGUGUUGAGAGGGGAUGGAGCAAUACAAACUUACAAAAACUGCUAGGUUACUUGUUUUUUCUAAUAUAUAUUAUAGCAAUUUUAGAUUUGUGGCAAAAUUGAAUGGAAAGUACAGAGAUUUCCCAAAAACCCCUCUCCCCACAUCUCCAUAGCUUCCCUACCUAUAUCCCUCUGAAGAGAAGAGUAUUUAUUAGAAUGGGUGAACUUACACUGUCAUGCAGCAUUACCCAGAGUCUAUAGUUAACACUGAAGUUCAUUUUCUGAGAUGUGUAUUUUGGGGGUUUGGGCAAUUAUAUGAUUUACUCAUCAUAAAUAUCAUACGGAAUAGUCUCAAUGCCCUAGAAAUCCUCUGUGUCCCACCUCUAUCCCUCUUCCCCCAAGUCACCAAAAAUAAUGCUACUCUUUAAAAAAAAGUUUUAUAAGAAUUACCGCUGAGACCAGAAUAACAAAGUAGAAUAAAGACCUAUGAGCCUAGUGCUUAAUUAGACAACGAAUGGGGUCUUUUGCUGGGCGUCCAAUCUAUUAAUUUUCUAUAGGAAUAUUUUAAAGCAAAUUCCAGACAUCUGAGGGCUCAACCUACCCUAGGCUUUGCAUUGCACUUUUGAAAUGGACCAUUUCUUCUGUAACCUCCAGGCUACUGUCACACUCGGUAUUUGGCAGUCAGUUGAGGCUACUGGGCUGUGCUGGUCUGGAACCCUAUGAGCACCCAUCUCGUAAGGGCUCCUCAGUUAAAUCUUUUGUUUGAAAUUAAACAGUUAAGUCAUACAGAAAGAUACUUAUUCAAUGUGUACCUUCAGAGUUCCAGCACUUGCUCAUGAGCUAAAACAUACUGAGCUGCCAAAUCAUAUAGGUGGUAGCUGACACAGGGAUGAAGAAGGGAGGUUUUCAGGAGACAUGAUAAAUAAAUACUUGGGAGCAGGGGUAUAAAGGCAUAUAGAAAAAGUGAGUAGGGUGAAGCAUAUAUAAAGCAUAAUACAACAGAGGCCCAAGGAUCCACCCCUAGUUUAAUAGAAUCUGAAUAUUAACUAUUUGUUUUGGGUAUAGCAUUUUUUAGAUUUAUGUGACUGGUAGUGGUGAGUUUGAAGACUCCUAUGGGCUUGCCCUGUGGUGGGUUUGCCUCACACAGCUGAGGUUAAUACCCUCUUCUGAAUUUGGUAUUUAUUCUCAUGUGUUUUGACAUAUUUUCUAUCUGUGUUACUUUAAUGAGACAUGGCUUCAUUUCUAUGUUUUCAGAAGUAUACCAGCUGUACACUAUUAAAAAAAUCCUGUAUCUUG
Condylura cristata (star-nosed mole) is the source of this 3396-nucleotide messenger RNA. RefSeq names its product phenylalanyl-tRNA synthetase, alpha subunit (gene FARSA). The transcript is spliced from 13 exons. The record is from RefSeq and is a predicted model, not a curated record. The coding region runs from base 45 to 1571 and encodes 508 amino acids. Gene Ontology annotation, biological process: phenylalanyl-tRNA aminoacylation. NCBI's taxonomy places the organism in Eukaryota, Metazoa, Chordata, Mammalia, Eulipotyphla, Talpidae. Gene Ontology annotation, cellular component: phenylalanine-tRNA ligase complex; cytosol; cytoplasm. Gene Ontology annotation, molecular function: ATP binding; tRNA binding; phenylalanine-tRNA ligase activity.